Messenger RNA from Histoplasma mississippiense, 447 nucleotides. RefSeq lists its product with no specific name. Bases 1 to 447 code for a protein of 148 amino acids. The transcript is spliced from 2 exons. NCBI's taxonomy places the organism in Eukaryota, Fungi, Ascomycota, Eurotiomycetes, Onygenales, Ajellomycetaceae. The record is from RefSeq and is a predicted model, not a curated record.
AUGGCCUCCGAUAAAGUUGACACGGAAUCAAGAGAUACAAGCGAAUUCGAACCUUCGACAAUUGAUAGCGAUGCUAAACGAGAUUUGAAUGAGUUAGCAGAGUGGUUUCGGACGGCAGAAAUGGUCACUCAGGCGAAAAACACAUGGCGUUGCGUUGAUACGGCAAGAUUUCAGAAGGUCGAUCCGCUGCUAAGCAAGUUGAAACUGGACAAAGGCUGCAAAUUUACCCUCUACAGAAUUUCCGGAUAUACGAGGAUUCUAAAAGGACUGGGGUUUGACAAUCUUUUUUUUCCACUAUUGGGAGCUGUAGAUAUACAUGGCGUACGCUUUGAACCAGGGAAAUAUACUCGGUUUACAAGUAAUCAAGUUGUCGAUGCUCAGUUGGACUUUCUCAUUAUCUCAGUACCAGAAGACGCGUCAAUGUCCAAUGAAAGCAGGCUGGAGUGA